AUGGCGCGCCAAAACCCAAACAUUGUCAUCACGGGUACACCUGGAGUAGGAAAGACGACACAUGCUGAGCAAUUAGCGCAAGCAACAGGGUUCAAACACGUUUCUGUGAAUCAGAUUGUCAAGGACGAGGGGUUCCAUGAGGGCAAAGAUGAGGAGACGGGGAGUUGGAUUGUGGAUGAAGACAAGCUACUCGACCACCUAGAAUCUCUCCCGCUAGCCAGCACAGGUGGCUAUAUCCUCGACUGGCACGCGUGCGAUCUCUUCCCCGAACGCUGGAUUGACCUCGUCAUCGUGCUGCGCUGCGACUCGACACUUCUAUACGAUCGCCUUACCGCAAGAGGUUACAAGGGAAAGAAGUUAGAGGAGAACAUGGAUAGCGAGAUUAUGCAGGUCUUGCUCGAUGAGGCGAGGGAGAGCUACAAGGAGGAGAUUGUGGUGGAGCUCAGGAGUGAGAGUAAUGAAGAUGUUGAGGGGAACUUAGAGAGGGUGGAACAGUGGAUUGCGCAGUGGAGGAAGGAUAGGCAAGAGGGGGAUGAGUAG
Messenger RNA from Alternaria atra, 540 nucleotides. RefSeq lists its product as uncharacterized. Bases 1 to 540 code for a protein of 179 amino acids. The record is from RefSeq and is a predicted model, not a curated record. Gene Ontology annotation, cellular component: cytoplasm; nucleus. Gene Ontology annotation, molecular function: AMP kinase activity; ATP hydrolysis activity; ATP binding. NCBI's taxonomy places the organism in Eukaryota, Fungi, Ascomycota, Dothideomycetes, Pleosporales, Pleosporaceae. The transcript has 2 exons.